Synchytrium microbalum is the source of this 1866-nucleotide messenger RNA. RefSeq lists its product as uncharacterized. Gene Ontology annotation, molecular function: transmembrane transporter activity. NCBI's taxonomy places the organism in Eukaryota, Fungi, Chytridiomycota, Chytridiomycetes, Synchytriales, Synchytriaceae. The record is from RefSeq and is a predicted model, not a curated record. Bases 1 to 1866 code for a protein of 621 amino acids. The transcript is spliced from 9 exons. Gene Ontology annotation, biological process: transmembrane transport.
AUGGAUAUGGGACUGCCGAAAGAAGGCACUAUGGACUCUGAUACCAGUCCUGCUAGAUCUGUAACUCAGCUGUUGAAAGAAACUGGAGCUGUCUCCAACGAACAGCCUGUCCAAUCAAGUCCACAGUCAACUAAUUCGACACCGUCGUCGGAAUCGCUGAAACUGCCGACCUCAUUGAGUCGUAGAUCCAGGCGCAAUUCCGCUGCAAAGUUGGAUGUCCCAACUCCCGGCGAUGAAGAUGGUGUCAAGAUACAAGAACUGGACGAGGUCUCAUGUGCUUCCGUCUUUGUAGCUGAUGUCAAAGAAACCACCGACGGGGACGAUGUUGGAUCAGGAAGAAUGUCUAUGGCAUCUCUUGAUAGUUCUGAUCCUAGGAUGUUGAAACUGAAUGACUGGAAGUAUUCAAGAUUCACCGAAUUUCAAAAGUGGAGCACACUGGUGCUUAUAUCGAGUGCUGCGGUGCUCGUUCCACUCAGUACAAAUAUAUAUUACCCAGCUUUGAUUACCAUCCAACAAGAAUUCAACACGACAGCAACAAUGGUAAACCUUACAGUGACAUGCUACAUACUGCUUAUAGGCUGGGGUCCGAUAUUAUGGAGUAUAAUAGCAGACAGCAAGGGACGCAAAAUCACAUACAUCCUGUCGCUAUUUAUCUUCUUCAUAACAAGUAUUGCAACUUCAUUCUCAACGUCGAUUGAAAUGUUGCUGGUGCUUCGUGUUGCUCAGGCUAUCGGUGGAUCGAGUGUGUUAGCGGUUGGAGCUGGCACGAUAUCUGAUCUCUUUGCUCCUCACGAGAGAGGCACAGCUAUGGGAUGGUACAUCUUAGGGCCUCAGAUCGGGCCGCUAGCAGGCCCUCUCAUAGGCGGGGCGUUCACACAGUAUCUGGGAUGGCGCUCAAUCUUCUACUUUCUCUCGGCAUACAGCUUGAUCGUACUCUUAGGCAUGGUAUUCCUUAUGGACGAAACACUCGUCCCCACAUGGUACGACCCAGAACGUGAUCCGAAAAUCACCACCUUAUACCUAUUGCGAUCGUCGGGAUCGAAACUCAGCAACCCGCUCGACACAUUUAAAUUCUUGAGAUACCCACCGAUAUCGUUGAUGAUACUGAAUUCGUGUAUCAUAUACAUGAUUGCGUAUUGUCUUGCUACGUCGUUGACGAGAGAUUAUCAGAUAAAGUAUGGGUUUAAUCCGUUUCAGGCGGGUUUGGCAUAUAUUCCAAUGACGAUUGGGAACUUGUUGGGUACUGUGUUUGCCGGUAAAUUGUCUGAUAGGGUCAUGGAGGGCGCUCGAGUCAAACUCGCUGAAAAUCUGAAACAAGAUAGAACUGCCUCGGUUCCUGAAGCUAGAUUAAAAGGUUCUCUUCUUACAUCUUGGACGGUUCCAAUUGGAUUGCUGUUACAUGGUUGGACAAUUGCACUAGGAGCACCAUUUUAUGCUCCAAUGUUUGGUCAAUUCAUUUUUGGAGCCGGACAGAUGGCACCGUUCGUGAUUGGCAACACCUAUCUCGUCGACUGUUUCGCUGGCCACUCAAGUUCCAUAAUGGCACUAAACAAUGCACUACGAAGUCUCGCUGGCUCAAUGUCUGCUCUCUUUGUCACACCUCUAGAAUCAGCACUGGGACCACAAGGAACAGGAUACCUAUUCACAUUAUUGUCUGUCACUUUCUUAUUCGCAUACGCAAUCGUGUUUUACGUAUGGAGAUAUGGUGAACAAAGCAGGCUGCAAUACCAUCGAUGGAAUCAUCAUUUGGAUGCUAAAAGUGGUUCAUCAUCGCCAAAGUCAACUACUGCUGGAGUUAUGUAUUAUGGUCCUGGAAUGGAGGGUACCAGAGAAAGAGUCAGAAGGGGUUCUGUUGCUGAGAUGUGA